This is a messenger RNA of Camelina sativa (false flax), 2726 nucleotides long. RefSeq names its product putative disease resistance protein At4g33300. Gene Ontology annotation, molecular function: ADP binding. Lineage: Eukaryota; Viridiplantae; Streptophyta; Magnoliopsida; Brassicales; Brassicaceae. The record is from RefSeq and is a predicted model, not a curated record.
UUUAGUUGUUUACUCCUCUCUCUCUCUCUCUCUCUCUCUCGGUGGAGCUCCAUCCAUCGACUUCGUUUUUUCUAAUGGCAGUCACCGAUUUUUUCGCCGGUGAAAUAGCGACGGAGCUACUGAAACAGCUCGUUAUGAUAUCAGCAAAAGCAUGGAGAUACAAAAACACUGCAAAACAACUCCUAGAACUAAUCGAGACCAUUCAACCGACGAUCAAGGAGAUACAGUACAGCGGCGUCGAGCUGCCUCCUCACCGCCAGGCUCAGAUUCGUAUGCUCUUUGAAUCUUUAGAGAAAGGCAAGAAACUCACUGACAAAGUCCUUGGCUCUCACCGCUGGAAUCUGUAUAGACAGCUAACCCUGGCGAGGAAGAUGGAGAAGCUCGAGAAGACAAUCUCUAAUUUCCUCAAAGCUGGGAUUCACACGCAUAUCCUCGCUGACGUUCAUCUUCUCCGGGUUAACUCCGAUGUGCGUUUUGAUCGGGUUGACAAGAGCCUUGAGAGGAUGAUUGAGCAAGUUGGUUCUAUGAAGAUAGGUGGAGGUGGGUUGAUUAGAGAUGCGAUGAAGAGAGCUGAGGCUACUAUGGAGAUUGAGACCAAUGAUGAUUCUGAGAAAUUUGGGGUUGGUUUGGAGUUGGGGAAGAGGAAGGUUAAGAAGAUGAUGUUUGAAGCUCAAGGUGGGGUUUUUGGGAUUAGUGGUAUGGGGGGAGUUGGCAAAACCACUCUUGCUAAAGAGCUUGAACGGGAUGAUCAAGUCAGAUGUCACUUCGAGAACCGGAUUUUGUUUCUGACUGUUUCACAAUCUCCAAUGCUUGAGGAGCUCAGGACACAUAUCUGGGGGUUUUUCAAUGGUUUUGAAACUCUAAAUUCUGUUCCAAACUUGAAUUUUGAGUUUGAGGGUGGGGUUAGAAUGCGGAAGCUAGUGAUUCUUGAUGAUGUUUGGAUCAGGGAGGCGCUGGACCACUUGACGCUUAAUAUUGCUGGUUGCACUACACUUGUGGUCUCACGUUCAAAACUCACAGAGCCUAAAUCCACUUAUGAUGUGGAAGUACUAAGUGAAGAUGAAGCAAUCUCUCUCUUCUGUCUCUGUGCAUUCGGUCAGAAAUCUGUCCCUUCUGGCUUCUGCAGCAAUCUGGUUAAGCAGGUUGCUAAUGAGUGUAAAGGUCUACCUUUGGCUCUCAAAGUUACAGGCGCUUCAUUAAAAGACCGACCUGAAAAAUAUUGGGAGGGCGCAUUGCAGAGGUUAUCAAAAGGUGAACCUGCUGACGAAACUCACGAGACUAGAUUGCUUCAUCAAAUGGAGGCUAGUCUAGAAUAUCUCGAUCAGACAACCAAAGAGUGUUUCUUGGAUCUUGGCGCAUUCCCUGAAGAUAGGAAGAUUCCUCUUGAUGUUCUCAUCAACAUGUGGAUUGAACUACAUGAUAUAGAGGAAGGAAAUGCUUUUGCCAUUCUUGUUGAUUUGUCAGACAAGAAUCUUCUUACUCUUGGGAAAGAUCCACGGCUUGGCACUUUGUACGCAAGCCACUAUGAUAUAUUUGUGACACAGCAUGAUGUUCUGCGAGACUUAGCCCUUCAUCUAUGCAACCGAGGUAAAGUAAACCGAAGACAGCGGUUGCUGAUGCCGAAAAGAGAGUCAGUGCUUCCAAGAGAAUGGGAAAGGAACAGUGAUGAGCGAUACAAUGCCCAAAUUGUCUCUAUUCAUACUGGGGAGCUGAAUGAAAUGGAUUGGUUUGACAUGGAGUUCCCCAAGGCAGAGAUUCUAAUUCUGAUUUUCUCUUCAGACAAGUAUGUCCUUCCUCCUUUUAUCACUAAGAUGAGUCGGCUUAGGGUCCUAGUGAUAAUCAACAACGGCAUGUCCCCUGCGGUUCUCCAUGACUUUUCACUAUUUGCCAAUUUGUCGAAAUUAAGGAGUCUCUGGCUCGAGAGGGUUCAUGUCCCUGAACUCUCCAACACAACCAUUCCCUUGAAAAAUCUCCACAAGAUGUCUCUGAUUCUGUGCAAGAUCAAUAACAGUUUUGAUCAAACCGGAGUUGACGUCUCCGAUAUCUUCCCAAACUUGGGUGAUCUCACGAUAGAUCACUGUGACGAUCUCGUGGCACUACCUUCAAGCAUAUGCGGCCUGACCUCUCUUAAUUCCUUGAGCAUAACAAAUUGUCCACGCCUCAGUGAGUUGCCCAAAAACCUCAGUAGGCUACGAGAUCUUGAACUUCUAAGGCUGUAUGCUUGCCCCGAGUUAAAAGCAUUGCCUGAAGAAAUCUGUGAGCUUAGUCGGCUUAAGUACCUCGACAUCUCACAAUGCGUCAGCUUGAGUUGUCUUCCAGAGAAGAUAGGAAAGCUAACGAGGCUUGAGAAGAUCGACAUGAGAGAAUGUUGUUUCUCCGGUAGACCAAGCUCUGCUGUUUCACUGAAGUCUCUACGCCAUGUAAUAUGCGAUACAGACGUUGCAUUUAUGUGGGACGAAGUUAAGAGAGCCGUUCCAGGAUUAAAGAUUGAAGCUGCUGAGAAAUGUUUCAGCCUAGAUUGGCUCGAUGAGUAGUAGGAUCACCCUAAAAGCUGUUGUCAGAGUCGGUUACGUUAAUCAACUUGUAGUCUUGUAUAUAAACCGUAAACCAAAUUACUUGUUAAUUUGCCCCCUCAAUGUAAUUAAUUCCUGUAGUUUUGGUUGCUUAGACCAAAGAUUAUCUGGGCUUGGCGUGGGCUUUCAGAAUCUAGUCGGACUUCUCUCUCA